Molecule: messenger RNA, 522 nt
Organism: Prunus persica (peach)
Lineage: Eukaryota; Viridiplantae; Streptophyta; Magnoliopsida; Rosales; Rosaceae
Product: cytochrome b-c1 complex subunit 8
Exons: 2
Coding region: 26-244 (72 amino acids)
Biological process (GO): mitochondrial electron transport, ubiquinol to cytochrome c
Source: RefSeq, a predicted model, not a curated record
AGACGACAGGUCAUUGAUUGAGAAAAUGGGGAAGCAUCCGGUGCAGAUGAGAGCAGUGGUGUACUCGCUGUCGCCGUUCCAGCAGAAGGUGAUGCCUGGGCUGUGGAAGGACUUCACCGGCAAGAUCCACCACAAGGUCUCCGAGAACUGGCUCAGCGCCACUCUCCUUCUCGCUCCUCUCGUCGCCACCUACACGUAUGUGCAGCAAUACCAAGAGAAGGAGAAGUUGGAACACAGGUACUGAAGAUGGGGGCCUUAGUUUGAGCAAACAAAUAUUGGAAAAUUUCUUUUUAGCUGCAACUCUGUGUGCAAUGAAUGAUAGACUCUCGUCUCAUAUUGAAACUACACUGGUUGUAAUUUGGUUGUUUUGUAUUAAAAUGAGAUGACAUUUGCAGUGAAUUGCAGAAGGGUUUGAGUUUUAUUCUUCUGUAAACAAGUUUGUAAUUUGUUUGUCAGAUUCUUGAAGUUGAUAUACAAAUUCAAACUGCAUAAUAAAUUGAGAGUGCAGGCUCUAUUUCAUUC